AGUCCGCUAGAACUUGAAAGAAAAACACAACUCACUCACUACAUAUUCAUCCUUCACAAUAUUUGCAAAAACUAGUACAGAUAAAGAAGGGCUAUUAUUAUAAACUGACAAAAAAUAUUCAAGAAAGCAAGAAUGAGAGGGAAUGAUAAGAAGAGACUAAUCAGGUUGUUGUGUCCUUCACUAUCAAAGAUGGUACUACCAAUAAUGGUUUGGGAAGACCAAAGAAUUGAUCUUGGAUUCAUUGCACGUGCUUUUGGGAUUGACUCAGUAAGUUUGAAGAUAAAUGGUCAUUUUAUUAGUAGAGGGGUUGAUCUUAUUGCUUCUUCUGUUACAUGGAAGUCUCUUCUUUCUUUCUUUUCUGCUCGUGGUUUGUCUACUGGUGACUCUGACUCUGCUCCCCUCAUUGUUGAAGGAAAGCUCUGUAAAGUUGGUUCCAAAAGAUCACAUAGUCCAACAGAAGUUGAAAAAGGGUUGCUGUGCAAGAAGGAAAUCAUUGAUGAGAGAGAAAGACUUCACGAGAACACCAACUUUAAUAGCAAGAAAUUUAAGGAAAGCGCCAGAGGAGUGGCAUUGAACCUAAAAAGGAAGCUUUGUUUGGAAGGUUCGGAUCUGUUGAAGAGAACGAGAAGAAAUGAAUGUGAUUCAGGUUUAAGAGAGGAACAAGUGGAGUUCCCAAAAGCUGAUAGGCCACUUUUAUGCAGCUUAGCUAGUCAAAAGCGAAAAAGGAUUAGAGAUGAUGAGAUGGCUGUAACAACCCCCUUCAAGAGGAUACGAUAAUUUGACUAAACACAAUGUUAGCAAGUUGUAUAUGAAGGCAACGUUACCAUUGUACUCACCUGUAAAUCCUUGCUAGUGGGUUAAAGUAGUUGAUGACACAAAAUUUUCGUACUGGAAGAGCCUUUCUUGAGUUUGAUUUGACGUAGAUUACGAAUUCUUACA
This is a messenger RNA of Lycium ferocissimum, 939 nucleotides long. RefSeq lists its product as uncharacterized. The transcript is spliced from 4 exons. The record is from RefSeq and is a predicted model, not a curated record. Bases 133 to 777 code for a protein of 214 amino acids. NCBI's taxonomy places the organism in Eukaryota, Viridiplantae, Streptophyta, Magnoliopsida, Solanales, Solanaceae.